AUGAGAACAAGUCCUUUGUUGCUAUAUUUCUUUCUUAUUUUUGUGGUUCGGGUCAAAUCUGACCCUGAUCCACUUCAAGACUAUUGCAUAGCUGAAACACGAAAUCCACAAACUAUUUUUCUCAACGGGGCUCCAUGCAUAAACCCUAUUAACGCCGCACCUUCUCAUUUUACAACUUCUGCGUUGUCCAAACCUGGUAACACUGCAGCGAAUCCUUUAGGGUUUAAUGUUACUCUAACAAAUAUUCGAAAUCUUCCUGGAAUGAACACUCUUGGGUUAACAAUGGCUCGAGUUGAUAUAGCUGGAAAUGGGCUUGUUCCACCUCACACACAUCCACGUGCAUCCGAAGUAACUAUUCUUAUUAAGGGCUCGCUUUUAGUGGGAUUUGUUGACACCUCAAAUCGUCUUUUCACACAACAGUUACGUGAGGGUGAUUCGUUUGUUUUUCCAAAAGGUUUAAUACAUUUCUUGUAUAACCUUGAUUCAAAAGCUUCAGCGUUAACCAUAUCAGGACUUAGUAGCCAAAACCCCGGUGCACAACUUGCAUCAUCUGCUACAUUCACAACGAAACCGAGCAUCCCUGAUGACAUCUUGAAGAAGGCAUUUCAGAUUAACGGCCAAGAUGUGUCCAGGAUACGUAAAAAUUUAGGUGGUUAA
Molecule: messenger RNA, 657 nt
Organism: Lactuca virosa
Lineage: Eukaryota; Viridiplantae; Streptophyta; Magnoliopsida; Asterales; Asteraceae
Source: the annotation of a GenBank genome assembly